AUGGAGAACACCACGAAGAAGCCUCCCGAUGAUGAUGAGACUUCUCGGCCAACCUCAGAGAACGAAGAUCAACUCCUCUGCCAAUUGAAGACCGACCUGAACACACUCCCACAAGAACUCUACAACCAAAUUCACGACGAGGUCUUCACCGCAACAUCUGGCGCCCGGAGGAUCGUUCCCGGCGGUUCAUUCGCCAUCAAGCAAAACAAUCCCGGAAGCACAUUAACGAGAGCGCAUCAUCAUUUCAUCCGUUCAAGCACUGCAAACACGCAUCUCCUUCAAGUCUCCUCUGGCACUCGCGCGAAGUACGCCGAGACUUACUUCGGCAACGGUGCGGUCUUUGAGUUCCACACUCGGGGGGGUUCAGAAGGGGCAGCUCUCUUUCGCAGGUGGCUUGCAUCCAUCCAGGACUCUCAUCGCUCACUCAUCAAUGAGGUCAAGAUAUGUGUGCUCCCGCCUGUCUCAUAUGACCAAUACAAGAGGGGCCGAUGGGGAAACUAUUUCUUGCGUCUUCUGCGCAGAGGCAUCGAGGACGCGUUUGGGCGUACUUUCAGGGCAGAAGUGGCCUUCGGAAGAGGUGGUGACUACAUCAUCUACCGCCGCCUGAGAAACUGA
This is a messenger RNA of Ramularia collo-cygni, 615 nucleotides long. RefSeq lists its product as uncharacterized. Lineage: Eukaryota; Fungi; Ascomycota; Dothideomycetes; Mycosphaerellales; Mycosphaerellaceae. The record is from RefSeq and is a predicted model, not a curated record. The coding region runs from base 1 to 615 and encodes 204 amino acids. The transcript has a single exon.